AUGUACCUCCUGCCAUAUGAUCUGUAUACGAGCCCCGUUUCUCGGCGACAAUGUAGGAGACGGCUUAGUGAUGUACCCGUGCUCCGUAGCAGUGAUCCUUGUCCUAGCCGUGCUUGCUCCCGCUUCGAAUCUCAUCAGGACCUACUCAACAGGUUCUCCUCAAAUAUAGCUGAAGAAGAACGAAGACUGCAGACCUUGCUGCUCGCGCAUGAUCUUGACGGCAGCCGCUAUUCUGGUCUCACUGCUGGUGCAUUGCAGGCCUGUUCCCAGCCGGCUGAGAGCUGUGCAUACCAGCAUGGCGCAGACGUGUCUGAUCCACUGUCUUCCGAUGGAAUCAGGGAUAAAUACGACUACCUGCUCACCCCACUACGCAUGAAGUAUUUUCCGAAGCUCAGUCCAGACGAGCUCAGGACUCUUCUGAGCACACCGCCGACGCGUGUGGCAACCCCGGACUGCUCCUGGUGGGCAGACUCGCCCACGGGCAUGGAGAUCCACUCGCCCUCCCACUCCAGGCGGGAGAAAGUAUGCCUCCGCGAGUCCAUGACGCUGUGCAGAACCGGUACCGGACGGUCCUCCUCCUCCCUGGCCCCCGUGUCCGUUACAGGGGGGUGCUCCUGCCCUCCUCUGUGUGGACGGGCCUCCCACGGCGGCGACGGCGGCGGCGGAGGGGCCACACUGUCGCUCCCGCUGACUCCGCCGCUAAGCACCCAGUUUCCCGUUCUCGGUGCGUUUGCUUCUCACGACGAUGACGUUGUGCCAGCUAUCUCUGGCUCCUCAGGGGAGGUGCGGGCGCAGCAUACCCGAGCUCGCGCGCGUACCCCGCUCCUCGGCCCAUUCGACUCGUUGGAGGACGGCUCUGUGCAUGCGCUUGGCUCUGGCUCCGGCUCCGACUCUGACCCUGCUCCGUGCUCGAUCAGUGCCGCGAGCACCGCAGGCGUACCUGUACCUGUACCUCUGCCUCCCUCGGCGGAUGAACCGAGGGGCUCGAGGGACUAUGCCGCCGCUCGCGACGCUCGCGACCCUCAAGCUGCCCUUCAAAAUGAUCCCGCGCUCACGCGGGGUGUCGCGAGUCUCACGACGGUCCUCCAGCGGCAUGGACAUGGUCCGCUGACUUCUGACGCCGUGUUGGGCUUCCGCCGCGUUAUCGACGAAUUACAAGGCGCGGAGGAGCGCCCUCCCAGAGAUCGCUCGAGCUCCCAGAUCGACUCGCCUUCGCCGCCCUGUCAAGAAUCCGCUGGACAUGCCGCACGUACCGCAUCUCGAGACCCUCCCGACAGCGCUUGGAAGGCCCGCACCCGUGAACAGUCGCCGGGUCUGAAGCUGGACAGAGGGGAGCUCCCGCUGUCUGGGCCUUUCGCAAGUACUCGGAUCACAAAUGGAAAGACAUCUUCUUUGAGCGAGGAAUAUCAUCAGCUGCUGCACGCCCGUGCCGAGGAAGAGGAGCGGCUUGCCGCACAGCUCACCCUCCUUGCACACAGGCUCGAGACGAUGGCCAAUUGCCGGCGCCAGUUGGCCAGAAUAGCACGGGCGACUGAAUAG
Fibroporia radiculosa is the source of this 1539-nucleotide messenger RNA. RefSeq lists its product as uncharacterized. The record is from RefSeq and is a predicted model, not a curated record. The coding region runs from base 1 to 1539 and encodes 512 amino acids. The transcript has a single exon. Lineage: Eukaryota; Fungi; Basidiomycota; Agaricomycetes; Polyporales; Fibroporiaceae.